UUUUGCAGUGGAAAACAUGAUUAAAUUCGUCAUUCUAAUAAGCUUACUCAGCUUAUUGCUCCCGGUGAGCUUUGCUGAGGAGAAAUUAAUACGCGUUCCCAUUAAGAAAAUUAAAUCGGCACGAAAACAUUUCUACGAGGUGGGCACAGAGCUGCAACAAUUGCGUUUGAAAUAUGGAUUUGGUGGUGUUACACCCGAGCCAUUGUCAAAUUAUUUGGAUGCGCAAUAUUAUGGGCCCAUUUCCAUUGGCACACCACCACAAAAUUUCAAGGUAGUUUUCGAUACCGGCUCGUCGAACUUAUGGGUGCCAAGUAAGAAAUGCCAUUUGACAAAUAUUGCCUGCCUUAUGCACAACAAAUACGAUGCCAGCAAGUCCAAGACCUUUAAGGAAAACGGCACUGACUUUGCCAUACACUAUGGCUCGGGUAGCCUUUCGGGAUAUUUGUCUACGGAUACGGUUAAUAUUGGUGGUUUGGAUAUUAAAGAUCAAACCUUUGCCGAAGCUUUGAGUGAACCCGGUUUGGUAUUUGUUGCUGCCAAAUUUGAUGGUAUCUUGGGUUUGGGCUAUAGCUCCAUAUCGGUGGAUGGUGUUAAACCACCAUUCUAUCAGAUGUAUGAACAGGGUUUGAUAUCGCAACCCGUAUUCUCAUUCUAUUUAAAUCGUGAUCCCAAAGCACCCGAAGGUGGUGAAAUCAUUUUUGGUGGCUCUGAUCCUGAGCACUAUACUGGUGAUUUUACAUAUUUGCCCGUUACACGCAAGGCUUAUUGGCAAAUCAAAAUGGAUUCGGCAUCAAUGGGUGAUUUGAAAUUGUGUCAAGGUGGUUGCCAAGUAAUUGCCGAUACCGGUACUUCAUUGAUAGCUUUGCCACCCACUGAAGCAACAUCUAUAAAUCAGGCAAUUGGUGGUACGCCCAUUAUGGGUGGUCAAUAUAUGGUGUCUUGUGAUGCUAUUCCCAAUUUACCGAUUAUCAAGUUUGUGCUCGGCGGCAAAACAUUCGAACUUGAGGGCAAAGACUAUGUAUUGCGUGUGGCUCAAAUGGGUAAAACAAUUUGUCUGUCUGGUUUCAUGGGUAUUGAAAUACCACCACCCAAUGGCCCUCUAUGGAUUUUGGGUGAUGUUUUCAUUGGUAAAUAUUAUACCGAAUUUGAUAUGGGCAAUGAUCGUGUUGGUUUUGCUAAUGCCAAGUAAACAACAUCA
Musca vetustissima is the source of this 1198-nucleotide messenger RNA. Its product is annotated as lysosomal aspartic protease. Gene Ontology annotation, cellular component: lysosome. The transcript has 2 exons. Bases 17 to 1189 code for a protein of 390 amino acids. Gene Ontology annotation, molecular function: aspartic-type endopeptidase activity. The record is from RefSeq and is a predicted model, not a curated record. Gene Ontology annotation, biological process: cell death; proteolysis. NCBI's taxonomy places the organism in Eukaryota, Metazoa, Arthropoda, Insecta, Diptera, Muscidae.